Symsagittifera roscoffensis is the source of this 3784-nucleotide messenger RNA. Its product is annotated as ubiquitin carboxyl-terminal hydrolase 15-like. The transcript has 14 exons. NCBI's taxonomy places the organism in Eukaryota, Metazoa, Xenacoelomorpha, Acoela, Convolutidae. Gene Ontology annotation, molecular function: cysteine-type deubiquitinase activity. The coding region runs from base 6 to 3143 and encodes 1045 amino acids. The record is from RefSeq and is a predicted model, not a curated record. Gene Ontology annotation, biological process: protein deubiquitination.
GUGACAUGGUUGAAAAUAAAGUAUCAUCAGCAGCGAACAAUAACAGCGAGGGCAGCGGCGAUUUCAACGAUGUCGACAUGAAGUCCCCCCGUGAAAGGGAAGGCUUUGUGAAUGGAGUCCAAGUUGCGAAGGACAAAGAAAACGGAGUGAUGAAUGACAACGAACUAGCGAAUGGUGUAGUUGAUAUUCCAUCUCCCACUGAACAGAAGUCACAGGUGGAAACUUUGAGCAAGAAGACGAUGGUCCCUGGGGAGAAAUGGUUCCUAGUGAGUUGCACGUGGAUGCGCGCCUUUAAGAAGUACUGUGAUGCUGACGAGUACUCAUCCUCACACACGCCGACAUCGCCAGGAACUGCAAGUGGAAUCCUGUCUUAUCCCAGUCCUUAUAAGAAGACACAUCCUGGGCCCAUCAACAACCACGACAUCAUAUACUAUGAUGGUCGGAGCGUCCGAUCCAGUCUACUUGAGAAUGUAGACUACGAACUAGUGCCUGAAGUGUGCUGGAGACAACUCGUGGCCUGGUACGGCAUCCUCCCCCAGUCUCCCAAAGCGCUCAAUAUCUCCACGGACACGACACCUGACGAAGUGGAAACCCGAGUCGAGAAACUGAACGCCGAGGUGGAAGCGGACCCAGAUUCACCGCAUGGGGAAGUGCGCAGAUUCGUGAUUGAAGAGGGAUGUUAUAUCAAGUUUAAUAAGAUUGAAGUUUAUUACCUGGAGCUGAGUGUAUACAAGUACCCCGACCAUCGCUUCUCGAAGAAACUGAAAAUGAGCAAAUCAAACACUAUCGAACAGUUGAAAGCGAAGCUGAAACACAUAUACAAUAUCGGAGAGCCCAAGAACGUCCGCCUUUAUGGCAACUUCGGCUCGGAGAUGCACGAGAUCUCGAAGAUGUCCGCAACUCUACAAGACGAAGGGCUCUUCUCAAACCAGCAGAUCACGAUCGAAGUCCAGAACGAAGACGGAAGUUGGCCCAAGAAAGCGAUCCCGGUGUCUAACGGGAUUGCUUCUACGGGCUCAACGGCAAAACUCUUCUCGUCUUCAGGCUCCAGUCAUAUAGCAGGACCGAACUCAAAUGUACCUGGACUGUGCGGAUUGUCCAAUUUGGGAAAUACGUGCUUCAUGAACUCAGCUCUGCAGUGUAUGAGCAAUGUGCCUCCUCUCACCGAGUAUUUUAAAAAUAACUAUCACAAAGCGGAAAUCAAUAAAGAGAAUCCUCUGGGUAUGCGGGGUGAAAUCGCAAUGGAGUAUGGUGACCUGGUGCAAACAAUCUGGUCCGGAGAAGCCAGCUCAACGCCUCCUAGACAAUUCAAGAGUAAAGUCGGAAGUUUUGCUCCUCGUUUCUCCGGAUUCCAACAACAUGACUCACAGGAGCUGCUCUCUUUCCUUCUGGAUGGGCUGCAUGAAGAUCUCAACCGGGUCAAAAAGAAACCCUACAUCGAGGCGAAGGACGACGACAACCGAAAUGAUGAUGUUGUGGCGAAGGAGGCCUGGGAGAACCAUUUGAAGCGGAACGACAGCAUCAUCGUGGACAUGUUCCACGGCCAAUUCAAAUCCACUCUCGUCUGUCCGGACUGUAACAAAGUGAGCGUCACCUUCGACCCCUACUGUUUCCUCUCCCUUCCCCUCCCAGUGAAGAAGUUGAAGAGUUACGACAUCACCUUCUUCAGGCUCAACCUCGAAAAACCACCCACAAAGUUGCGAGUGGUUGUGGGCGAUGGCUGUUCCGUGCAUGAGUUCCAAACAGCAGUGUCUGCAGUGGUAGACAAGAGUGUGCGUCCAGAUGACAUGAUCACCACCCAGGUGUACAACAGUCGCAUCCACAAGACACUAUCGCAGGAGGACACUAUGGGAAACAUGUAUGGAAGAGACGAAUACUCCGUGUUUGAAGCACCAAUGGAGAUCAACAAAGCCGACUGCGAGUUCAGAUUCGUGCCUCUUCUCUUCCGAGAAAAAAAUCACCCAAAAUCAAUUACAAAUUCGUACACAUGCUUUGGAAACCCGCUCUUCGUCAAAAUACCUAAGAGUGAAAUCACCUACGACGAGCUCUACGCGAUCGUGCUCAGAAGAGUCAAGCCCUUUUUGGAGAAAGAGGAAAACAUUGACCCGAAAGAGUUAGAGUCAUUGCGAAUUGACGACAACGCGCCCACGGGCGAUACUACUGCUGCCGCCAAAACGCAGAACGGAAUUACCUCUCACAGCACAUCAUCAAGCGUGGCGCCUACCGCCGACGAGAUCGACAACUUCGAUGAAAAGGGAAACGUAAACAGCAACACUAAUAAUAACAACAAUGAGUGUGACUCGACUAGUAGUAUGGAGAACGGGUGUUCAGGAGGAGGGGUGGAAAGCGAGAAGGGGUCGAUUGAGUCGACAACAGGGCCUGGAAAGUGCCAUUACUUCAAGGUAUCUGCUGUGUACAGUACAGGGAGCACAGAGAUCCAGAAGUUGCCUCGCACCGGCUCAUUCAAGCUCAAUGCCCAAGCGUACCUGGCGUGUGACUGGACGUAUGAUGCGAGGAAGGUGUUGUUCCGGCCCCUGGAUGAGCUGGUGGUGCCACAUGAUAGUCUGGAUUUGAAGGUGGACCUGAAGAGGACCAUCAAACUGGAAGACUGCAUCAAACAGUUUCUGGUGGCCGAGAAGUUGGGGCCUAUGGACUCAUGGUACUGUCCCAAGUGUAAGGAUUUGAAGGAGGCGACAAAGAAGUUCGACCUGUGGACUCUGCCCCACAUCCUCGUUAUCCACCUCAAGAGAUUCUCCUACAACCGUUUCUUCCGAGACAAACUAGACAACAAGAUCGACUUCCCUACCAAUCAGCUGGCGCUGAAUGAGUUCGUGACGAAUGCGAAUGUGGGUCACCAGGUGUACGAUCUGAUUGGGGUUGUGAACCACUACGGGGGACUGGGAGGGGGGCACUACACGGCCUACUGUAAACACGAGCCCACAGAAAACUGGUACGACUAUGAUGACUCAAGGGUGUCUCCACUGCACGGAGGAGAGGAGGCUGUGAAGACAAGUGCCGCAUACGUGCUGUUCUACAGACGUCGCGAGAGAACCGAGAUAGACAUCAUCCCGCCUUCGAUCAAAACCCAGCCGAACCCAGACGCGGUAGAGAGUAGCGUAGAUGACGAAAUGGACACAGUCUAGUCAUAUCUAGUUCCCAGUCACACCCCCACUCGUCCCCUUUCUUGCCUUGUCCUUUUUAUUAGAAGCAGUCAGCACAGAAAAAACAGCUUCUUAAUGAAUUUAAACUAAAUGAUAUAAAGGAAGUAAAAAGAGCAACAGCAGCAGCUAAAACAAUCAGAUGAAGAACUUUAAGAAACACCGAAACAUAUAUAAUUGUUGAGCUGUUUGUUGAACAAUAACUGAGACGUCCAGCCUGUUUUGAUCCGAUUAUAAUUAUAUUUUCUUACAUUUCUGUAUUUUGAUCUCACUUACAUAUACAUUGCUUUCGUGUCUGCCUAGCAGACUUAAAAUUUCCCCUCGUAGGUUUACAUAAAUGCGUACACAUGAUCUGAGUAGAAUAAAGGUGCUUUCAUUUGUAAAUUUUAUCCGACAUCUGUACUCAGGUGUCGUUGUUAAUCGAUCUGCGUUACUAUCUUCAUGAAAUUUUGAUCAAGCCUUCUGAUCAUAAAUUAUAAAAUGUAGUAGAUUGUGAUCUUGGAUCAAAAUUUUUGAAAAGGAAAAGCAAGCCCAGAGUCGCUGCAAGUUGUAAGCCGUGGUUUGAUGAUAUAAAUUGGAUGAUUGAAUGUCGUUGGUCGGUGAAUAAUUGAAAGAUGUUGAAAUCA